Sabethes cyaneus is the source of this 3866-nucleotide messenger RNA. RefSeq names its product carnitine O-palmitoyltransferase 1, liver isoform (gene whd). Gene Ontology annotation, molecular function: carnitine O-palmitoyltransferase activity. Gene Ontology annotation, biological process: fatty acid metabolic process; carnitine metabolic process. The record is from RefSeq and is a predicted model, not a curated record. The transcript is spliced from 13 exons. Lineage: Eukaryota; Metazoa; Arthropoda; Insecta; Diptera; Culicidae. Gene Ontology annotation, cellular component: mitochondrion. Bases 460 to 2871 code for a protein of 803 amino acids.
AGUGGGACAGUCGAUGCAGUGCGGUUGCGUUUUCUCUAUAUCUCCGCCGGAAAAGAACCAGCAAGUUGCGCGCAAAGUACAGUGAGAGGCAUUCUCACUUUAUUUUUGUUUGGUACCUUAGCGGUUCAGUUUUUUAUGCUUUUGAAACGAACAUUUAAGUUGGAGUUUACAGUACAGUGUAUUUGCAUGUGUAAAUUUUGUGCCAUGUCAGACUCACGCAGCAGUUAAAAGUUCAGCUCCCUGCGAAAAUCUUAUCUAAUAGUUAGUUCUUCACACGCCUUCGGUCGCCAACUACCGCUGCAGUGAUUGUGUAAUCAUUUGUUUGGAAUUGCCUUGAAUAGUAUUUUGAAGUGACUGAAACCAAAUAAAUACCAGUUGAUACCGGUCAAGACCCGACCCUGAACGCAAAGUGCAUUCAGUGUGCAGUGAUAAUCUGCUUGCUGCAGCAGCAAACCCGCCAUGGCUGAAGCCCAUUCGGCUGUUGCGUUCUCGUUUUCCAUCACUCACGAAGGAUGGCACCUGAACUACGAUCGGGAAGUGUUGAACCUUGUCUGGCAGUCUGGUGUUAGAUCGUGGAAAAAACGAUUGGCACGAUUCCGGACCGGAAUCCGCAACGGAGUAUACCCAGCACAUCUGCAGAGCCUGUGGCUAGUGAUAGCCGUUGCAAUAGCACUUCACUUCACACAACGCCAGGUUCCGUUCAACUUAGUCAGUAAAUUCUUGUCGGUUUUACCAGGUGAUACGGUAAACUAUCAGGUUGCGGCAUGUGGGCUAGCCGGACUAUUUUUCUGGCUAUGUAUAUGUUAUACAAUGCGGUACUCAUUGAAGCUGUUACUCAUGUACAAAGGGUGGAUGUACGAAAAACGGGCACCGGGUAGUAAGGUUUCCCUGCCGACGAGAGUGUGGGCAUUGAUUGUCAAAGUAUUAGCAACCUGGAACAAACCGGGUCUAUAUAGCUUCCAAGGUUCUCUUCCACGUCUCCCAUUACCGAGUGUGGAAGAUACAAUGAAAAGGUACUUGCGCUCGGUGCGUCCCUUGCUGGAUGACAAUAAUUACACGCGCAUGGAAAGACUUGCCAAGGAAUUUCAAAGCGGCAUUGCCACGAAACUACAGCGCUAUUUGCUGCUAAAGAGUUGGUGGUCAACCAAUUACGUAUCGGAUUGGUGGGAAGAGUACGUGUAUCUGCGCAGCCGUGGUGCUUUGAUGGUGAACAGUAAUUUUUAUGGUAUGGAUGCAAUUUUCACGCAACCUACCACUGUUAGAAGUGCCCGUGCAGCCAGUGUAAUCAAUAUGCUGCUUCAGUUCCGUAGGAUCGUCGAACGGCAAGAGCUGGAGCCUAUCCUAGUACAGGGUCUGGUACCACUCUGUUCAUGGCAGUAUGAGCGUAUUUUCAACACGGUGCGUAUACCAGGAGUCGAAACCGACAAAAUCGUGCACUACCAGGACUCUAAUCACAUAGUUGUGCUGUACCGAGGAUGCUACUAUAAAGUUGUCAUUUACCAUAAUGGUCGUAUUCUGCGUCCAUGUGAGAUUCAGAUCCAGAUUGAGGAAAUAUUACACAGCAGCGACAAGCCACAGCCUGGUGAGGAAUUGCUUGCAUCACUAACUGCCGGCGAUCGCACCAAGUGGGCCAAAAUUCGUGAAUCAGUAUUUGCAAAGGGGGUUAAUAAAACCUCUUUGCAUUUAAUUGAGAGUUCGGCGUUUCUACUAUCACUGGAUGAAACUCCGUUCGAGUUCGACAUGGCCCAUCCAGAGAAGCUCGAUCAGUUUGGAAGGAAUCUAUUGCACGGAAACGGCCACGAUCGGUGGUUUGAUAAAAGUUUCACCGUUUGCAUUGGAAGCAAUGCUAGGGUUGGAUUUAAUGCUGAACAUACCUGGGCGGAUGCAGCAGUGAUGUCACACAUCUGGGAAAUGUUGAUCAUGGAAGAAACUCAUCCGCGGGCCGAUGCACCUGUAUUGGCGCACGUUUGGGAGAACAUUGUAGCGGAGGAGGCUUUACAAAAACGAUAUGAUGAGAACGGAAACACGCUCGGUAUUCCAGAAUUUGAGCCACCGAAGCCAAAACGGCUGGUGUUUGAUUUGGACAACAAUGUAGCGCUGGACGCUAUACAAGAGGCUCACCUUGCUGCACAGCAGUUGUUAAAUGAUGUCGAUCUGAGAAUUUUUGUGCAUGAUGCUUACGGAAAGGGAUUGAUGAAAAAGUGCCGUCUGUCACCGGACGCUUUUCUCCAGAUGGCUCUCCAAUUGGCCUAUCACCGCGAUGCUGGCAAGUUUUCACUAACCUACGAAGCCUCAAUGACUCGACUAUUCCGUGAGGGUCGUACCGAAACAGUGCGCCCAUGCACGAUCGAAUCAGCGGCCUGGGUGAAAUCUAUGGAUGAUCCUACUUGCACCGUCCAGGAGCGCGUUAAGCUUUUGAACGAUGCCUGUGAUCGUCACCAACUGGGUUACCAAGAUGCCAUGUGCGGUAAGGGCAUCGAUCGCCACUUGUUCUGCCUAUAUGUGGUAUCUAAAUAUCUGGAACUGGACUCGCCGUUCCUGAAGGAAGUACUCAGUGAACCGUGGCGAUUGUCUACUAGUCAAACCCCCCAUGGGCAGACCUCCAAAAUGGAUCUGAAAAAGCAUCCCAAUUGUAUUAGCGCCGGUGGUGGCUUCGGUCCAGUAGCCGACGAUGGUUAUGGUGUUUCGUAUAUUGUUGCUGGCGAGGACCUGAUAUUCUUCCAUAUCUCGUCGAAAAAAUCAUGCGGGACGACGAGUUCUGAACGAUUCGCGCAGCAGAUCGCCCGUGCGUUGGCAGAUUUGAAAAACUUGUUUGAGCAAUACAAAAGCCAACAGCAAAAGAAUGUUUCUAAUGGCACAGCAGCUAACUAGGAGUCCAGCGAUGCUUUCGCCUCAAGUUGAAAGUAGAGGACGGACGGUGUGCAUUGAUGAAUGAGCGACAUCAGAACUGAAUUAACACUCAUACAAAAGAAAAACAUAUCCACCGUUAUCGCUAACGGCAGCAAAGUAAUGCUCUUCACUUUGUCCAAACGUUUCUGCUAUUUACUACAAUUGUGUUUUGUUAUAGCUAUUACUUAUUUUAGACAGUUAUUCGCAAAAUAAUUUAAAUAACAUUUUAGGCGUUAUGUAUAAAAAUGAUGUGGAUAUUAGAAGUUAGUCUUUUUAGUGAAAGGUUAUAUUAAAUUCUAAUUAAUGUAAAUCAGUUAAAAGAUAAUUUGCAGCAACUCUACACACAGACUCAAAUUUUAACUUUGCACGACAUUUGCAAUUUCUGAAUGGAAUGUAAAUUAAAAACUUUAUACCAUCAUUUGACUGCUGUUAAAAAUUAGUUGAAGCAUCUAAAAAUCAACAGAAGACAAUCAAUUUGUAUUCAUAGAAUCCUUUUGUAUGUAUUAAUUUUGGUGAUUAUUGUGACCAUUAGCGAUAACAUGUUGGUUAUUUAACAUUCUUCUUUCUUCCGGCUUUUUACGACUAUAACAACAAACAAUGAAUUCUUUUUUUCCUUUUCCUAAUUUGUAAUUAUCAGUGCUAUGACGUGCGUACUUUGAAUUUGCUUUGUACCAAAAAUAAAAUCAAAUUUAAGCAGUGUUUGGUAUCCUCAGGGGAAAAACAAUACAACUAGAAAAAUCUGACUUUAUAGUUGACGUCAGGCUUGAAAAAUCGUGUGUCACAAUUGAAGCAAUUUUCAAUGCAAUUUAUAAAGAAAUUGAAGCUAAUGAAGCAGUUUUUAGGAUAUACGAUGUUUUAGUCUCGAGGAAACAGAUAUCUAGCAGAUUAUAUUUUUGCCAAUACCGGUUCUAUGAUGAGGUAAUAAAGUCAGUAUGCAAUCGAACGGUGGCAAUGUGAGAUUUGAUUUAAUAAAAUAU